AUUAUUUUGCGGGAAGAAAGUAUUCAGAAAAUGGCAGACAAAAAAAGAACGAAGCUGAGUUUGAAGCGUAAAACGAUAUCUAACAAGUCGUUACUGUUUAACUCGAUUGGACAGAGAAAAGAGUCGUUGCUCUCUAAUGUCAACGUCAAAGAUCCAGAAAAUGUCAUAGUAAACUUGUCAUCAGAUUCAGAGACUGACGGCGACUUGACAGAUCACCAAAGUUUGCAACCCAACAAACGUCCAAGGUUCAGUGAAGUACCAACGCAUUCCGAUAGUCAUGAACAGAAGGCAAGACCGAUUCAACUCAAGCCCGAAAGAUUGCCAAGUGAAACCUCAAAGUCAUGUCUCUUUCUUGAUGUUGAUGAAGAUCUGCGUAAGCUGAGGAUGAUGUUUUUAAAGCUGCAAAAACCAAGAAUUAAUGUCAGAACCCUGUCUGACCUGCCUGACUUCACAAAAACACAGAAUGUCCAGGCUCCGGAAUCAGAUAAGCAUAGCCAAGAAAGUACAGAGUUAUCUCCUCUUCCUCCAAUGUGUAAAUGGUGUUUACGAAGAAAACCAACAGACUACAGUAAACUGUAUAGUGACAUAAUACGACAGGAACUACAGCCUUCAAUGGCAGAGAGGUCUGUAGGUGUACACCAGAGGGCGCUGCAGUCUUCUGUCAAGGGAGAUAACUAUAUUCGUACAGGAAAAAUAUAUAUGGAAAAAGGAGGGAAAUCUGUUCAAAAAGGAUACACAUGUGCAGAAAAAGAAGAAGCAGCUAUGCAAGCAAGAAACACAAAUUUUAAAAGUGAGGAAAAUUUAUUUCCAAAAAGCAAUAUUAAGUUGACUUCAGUGCUUGAUAAUCCAACCAGUGCAGAAAAUAACCGCAAGGGAAAAGUAGCACAUUCUUUACACAGUUCUGUACAUCGAGAAAACAGGAGCAUGAUAGGGUGUGAUAAGUCUUCAUCUUUCGGAAAACAAACAAGCAGUGUAAAGAUGCAAGCAGGCAGUAUAAAGACACAACCUGGCAGUGUAGCGGCACAAUCCAGCAAUAUGUAUGCACAGUCACAAGCAGGGGGCGUAAAGACACAGAAAGAAAAACAUUUGGUACCAUCACCAUAUAGAAAGGUUGUUCAAUCUGUUGAAAGAAAAAAUAGCAACAAACAAGAUGAUGUUAUUAUUGGUGUAACACCUUAUCGGACAGACAGGAAAAAUACCAACAAUUCACUUCAACAGUCUGUAACGGUCAACAAAGCCGUCCCAACUAUUCAACCUACUGAAAGUGUCGGUAAUAAACCAAAACACCCAAAAACCAAUGAAAACAAGCCUGUUUUCCAAGGCAGGAGCACUGUGAAUUUGGACACAGAAAAAUCUGAUAUAUCAAAGCAAGUAUCAGAAAGCAGUGCUGUGCAGUGCUGCCCUCUAUGUCAGACAACCUUUGAAAAAGGGACAACACAAAUGGACAUUGAUGGACAUAUUGCUGUCUGUCUGUCUAUGUCUGGGGAUGAUAUAACUUGGUGAGUCAUAGGAACAUGUCUUGUCUGUCUGUCCUUUUGUCCAGUGCUAAGGGUGAUGUGACAUUUUGAAACAGGCUGUCUGUGUGUCCAUCUGUCUACUGCCAGGGAUGGUGUGACCUUGUAAAGCAGGCUGUUUGUCCAAAUUCUGUCUAGUGCUAGGAAUUAUGUGAACUUGUAAAGCAGGCUGUCUGUCUGUCCAUCUGUCUAGUGCCAGGAAUGAUGUGAACUUGUAAAGCAGACAGUCUGUCUGUCCAUCUGUCUACCUCCAGGAAUGAUGUGAACUUGUAAAGCAGGCUGUCUGUCUGUCCAUCUGUCUACCUACAGGAAUGAUGUGAACUUGUAAAGCAGGCUGUUUGUCCAAAUUCUGUCUAGUGCUAGGAAUUAUGUGAACUUGUGAAGCAGUCUGUCUGUCUGUCCAUCUGUCUACCUCCAGGAAUGAUGUGAACUUGUAAAGCAGGCUGUCUGUCUGUCCAUCUGUCCACCUACAGGAAUGAUGUGAACUUGUAAAGCAGGCUGUUUGUCCAAAUUCUGUCUAGUGCUAGGAAUUAUGUGAACUUGUGAAGCAGUCUGUCUGUCCAUCUGUCCACCUCCAGGAAUGAUGUGAACUUGUAAAGCAGGCUGUCUGUCUGUCCAUCUGUCCACCUUCAUGGAUGAUGUGACCUUAUAAAGCAGGCUGGCUGUCUGUUUGUCUGUCAAGCUCCAGGGAUGACGGUACCUUAUAAAGGAGGCUGUCUGUCCAAUGCCAGGGAUGAUGUGGCAUUAUGAGACAGACUAUCUGUCCCCAAAAUAUUACAUGUUCAACUAUAGUAUGUGGAGUUAGAAUUGGAAAAUAAAUUCAUAUGUAAGAAAA
This is a messenger RNA of Mizuhopecten yessoensis (Yesso scallop), 2349 nucleotides long. RefSeq lists its product as uncharacterized. The coding region runs from base 31 to 1503 and encodes 490 amino acids. The transcript is spliced from 4 exons. The record is from RefSeq and is a predicted model, not a curated record. Gene Ontology annotation, molecular function: ubiquitin binding. NCBI's taxonomy places the organism in Eukaryota, Metazoa, Mollusca, Bivalvia, Pectinida, Pectinidae.